Molecule: messenger RNA, 768 nt
Organism: Pygoscelis adeliae (Adelie penguin)
Lineage: Eukaryota; Metazoa; Chordata; Aves; Sphenisciformes; Spheniscidae
Product: collagen alpha-1(II) chain-like
Exons: 6
Molecular function (GO): extracellular matrix structural constituent
Source: RefSeq, a predicted model, not a curated record
GGCCCCAACGGCGCCCAGGGUCCCCCGGGACUACAGGGAAUGCCCGGUGAGAGAGGAGCAGCCGGCAUCGCCGGUCCCAAGGGAGACAGGGGAGACGUCGGAGAGAAGGGUCCUGAGGGAGCCCCCGGAAAGGACGGCGCACGCGGUCUGACGGGUCCCAUCGGUCCCCCCGGCCCUGCCGGCCCCAACGGAGACUACUGGAUCGACCCGAACCAGGGCUGCACCUUGGACGCCAUCAAAGUUUUCUGCAACAUGGAGACGGGCGAGACCUGCGUCUACCCCAACCCCAGCAGCAUCCCCAAGAAGAACUGGUGGACCAGCAAGACCAAAGACAAGAAGCACGUCUGGUUCGCAGAGACCAUUAACGGCGGUUUCCACUUUAGCUACGGCGAUGAAGACCUGGCUCCCAACACCGCCAACAUCCAGAUGACCUUCCUCCGCCUCCUGUCCACCGAAGGCUCCCAGAACGUCACUUACCACUGCAAGAACAGCAUCGCCUACAUGGACGAGGAGACGGGCAACCUGAAGAAAGCCGUCCUCAUCCAGGGAUCCAACGACGUGGAGAUCAGAGCCGAGGGCAACAGCAGGUUCACGUACAGCGUCUUGGAGGACGGCUGCACGAAACACACUGGCAAAUGGGGCAAGACGGUCAUCGAGUACCGGUCGCAGAAGACCUCGCGCCUGCCCAUUGUAGAUAUUGCACCUAUGGACAUUGGUGGAGCCGAGCAGGAGUUUGGCGUGGAUAUCGGCCCAGUCUGCUUCUUGUAA